AUAAAAAAUUUUGACCUAAAAAAAGACAAAAAUCAUAGGGCAUCGACGGCCCACACAAUAAAAGGUGGGACCCACCUCAAUAAGAUGAACGUUGGAGAAGUGUUGUAUCAGUGAAAACGGAAGCACUGGAUCUUCACCCCCUUAGGCAUACAAAACCCAAAUUUCAGACCGUUGGAAAAGCUUUUUUUAAUUAUCUCUUCUUCCCAUUCAAAGUAAAACAAGGCUUCCUCAUCCUUCAACAAUGGCGGAUAAAUUCCACCAGAACUCCACCGCCGAUUACCCAAUUUCUCUCCAUCUCACGGCGGAGAUUUUUUCCAUGGAAAGAGGCCCGAGGUACAGAGCCUACGCAGAGCUCAGAGAAUCCAAGCUCCGGCUGAGAAACGCACUGUACCGCGACGACGAACAGCCAGAAAAGCCCACGCCUCCGGCGAAGAAGCAAGUUAAAUUUAUGGGUUUGGAGACCGUAAAGAAAAGGUCAGCGGCGGUGGCGCAAUCGGUGCCGGAUUUCUCUGCAGUACUGAGGAAGGAGAACAGAAAGCCACCGCCGGGACUGUCGCCGGUGAUGGAGAUGACACCACCAGGGAAGACGCUGGGGAAGAACAUUGCGGGAUUGUCGGCGAAUCUGAGAGGGAUUAAGUCGGCGAGUGCAGGGGAAAAAAGGGUCGGCAGAUUGACGGACGUGAGGAAGAGCUACGCCGGAUUUGAGGAGGUGAAGGGGCUUACAACGGCGGCGGCGAACUCCAUUAAUGGCGAAAACAGGAGAUCGAGAGGGAAAACUGUAUUGGGAGUUAAUCAGAUUUGAAACAAAAUCAUUUCAAGAACAGAGAGUUUUGAGCAAAAAAUUGCACACAAAAGCCUAUAAUAUUACUUGACAAUUCAAACUCAGAUCCA
This is a messenger RNA of Cucurbita maxima (winter squash), 891 nucleotides long. RefSeq lists its product as uncharacterized. The transcript has 2 exons. The coding region runs from base 242 to 802 and encodes 186 amino acids. The record is from RefSeq and is a predicted model, not a curated record. NCBI's taxonomy places the organism in Eukaryota, Viridiplantae, Streptophyta, Magnoliopsida, Cucurbitales, Cucurbitaceae.